CACAAGAUGCGCUUCAGUACUCUGCUCGCACCUCUCUCCCUUGUCGCCGUCGCCCUCGGCGCGGCCGUCCCCUCGUCCGACGUCGAGGCCUUGAUCAAGUUCCCCGACUCGAACCCGUUCGGCACCGUCCACAACGGCGUGUCGACCAACCUCCUCCACGUUCGCGUCCACAACCACGGCAGCGAGCCCGUCACCGUGACCCGCAUCCGCGGCCAGUUCCGCGAGGCUCACGGCCGCGAGAGGGCGCUGCGCAACACGACGGUCAUGCCGCUCGGCCUCCCCGUCGGCCCCGGCCAGAAGUCGCCCCUGCUUCCGUACAAGUUCUUCAGCGAGAACAAGCAGGGCGACGUCGGCCUGCGCGUCUGGAUCGACUUUAUCGACAGCACGCGCCGCCAGCACACGGUCCUCGGCUACGACUCGACCGUGACCGUCGUCGAGCCCAAGGGUUCCUGGUUCGACCUCGAGCUCUUGUUCCUCUACGUCCUCCUCGGCUCGGCCUUCUCCGGCCUCGCGUACCUCCUCUACACGUCGUACCUCGCGCCCGUCGUCGCACCCGCCCCGGCCAAGUCGUCGGGUGGCGGCGCGCGUCGCCCGCAGGCCGUCACGGCCAAGUCGUCGACGAUCGUCGACAACACGGACGGCACGCGCACCAAGGUCGACGACGAGUGGGUCCCCGAGCACCACCUGCGCACGCGCAAGGCGCGCGCUGCGGGUGCGACGAGCGGGACGAGCGGCGACGAGAGCGAGGGCGCCAAGGGGCGGCGCAAGGCGCGCAAGUGAGCGGGGUGCCGGUCGAGCAGCGAGCGAGGGCCGUGCAGGUGGAGCAGACGAGCAGCGUGUGGGAGCGCGUCGAGGAGGAGGAGGAGGAGGAGGUCGAGGCAGCGAGUCGACCCGAAAGUCCGUAGCGUCGCAGUGCCACGCCAGAGCUAUCUUGGAUGUC
Messenger RNA from Rhodotorula graminis WP1, 940 nucleotides. RefSeq lists its product as uncharacterized. The transcript is spliced from 4 exons. Bases 7 to 780 code for a protein of 257 amino acids. The record is from RefSeq and is a predicted model, not a curated record. Gene Ontology annotation, cellular component: endoplasmic reticulum; endoplasmic reticulum membrane. NCBI's taxonomy places the organism in Eukaryota, Fungi, Basidiomycota, Microbotryomycetes, Sporidiobolales, Sporidiobolaceae.